UUUAGUUUUAAUUUACUCAAUCAAACGAAACAACAAGAAGAAAUCUUCAAACAUCUUUUCAAUACAUAGUCAGAUGACGAUGAUGUCUAAAUUCACCAUUCUUCUUGCCCUGCUUAAUCCUAUUCUUCUUCUUCUUCUUCUUCUUCUUCCAUGGCUAAACCUGUAAUAAUACUCAUUUCCUUAACCCUCUGUAUUGUGCUUCUCCCAAAUGUCUUUUCCCAAACCCCAAAUACCAAUACUUCCAUUUGCAACGGCAUCCUCGUCACCUAUCAGUACACCGGCGGCGCCCGAAUCCAGCCGGUUCUGUCGCCGGCCGACCAACCGUACCGGUUCGAGUCGACCCUCACGGUUCGGAACAACGGCCCGGUCGAGCUCAAGAACUGGCAGGUCUUCGUAGGGUUCCGGCACGGCGAGCUUCUAGUAACCGCCGGAAAUGCUGUCCUCGCCGACGGCACGCCUCUCCCGGCCAACGUCACCGGCGGCACGGUCUUCGCCGGCAGCCCCGACACAGACCUGAAGACGGCGAUCGAAACGGCUGGCGAUGUCGAUCAGAUGCAGGCGGUGGUGCAACUCGUCGGAACCCAAUUCGGCGUCGCGCCGCCGGACUUUCCCUUGCCGGAUAAUUUGACUCUCGUCAACGAUGGAUAUUUAUGUCCGAAUCCGCCCCUAACAGGGAACAACAGCACGAGCAUAUGCUGCACGCCGGACCCGACGGCAAGAACGAACACGUCGAUCGACGGCGGAGAUUUCUCCCCCCUCCAAAACGGCGACGUUUCGAUUAUGUACGACGUUUUAAUGUCGUACGAGGGUAACUACCUGGCCCAGGUGACGAUCGAGAAUCAGAAUCCUCUGAAUCGAAUCCAAGAUUGGAAUCUGAGCUGGGAAUGGAUGCAGGGCGAGUUCAUCAACUCCAUUAGAGGUGCUUACCCCAAAAUCGUGGAUCCAGGCGACUGCAUCUUUGGCAACCAGGGCCAAUUCUACAAACAAUUAGACUUAUCCAAAGCCCUAACCUGCGACAGGCGCCCCACAAUUAUCGAUCUCCCGAUUUCAAUGGCCAACGACGACAACCUCGGAAAGAUCCCUUUCUGCUGUCGGAACGGGACAAUUCUGCCGCCGUCCAUGGAUUCCGGCAGGUCCAAAUCCUCCUUCCAAAUGCAGGUCUACAAAAUGCCACCAUACCUUAACAUAACUCAUCUCUACCCACCUCGGAAUUGGAACAUCAACAGCACAUUAGGCUCCGAUUACCAAUGCCGACAGCCUGUCCGCGUGGCGCCGUCUUUAUUCCCCGACGCCGCCGGUCUGCCGUCGCGGACGGCGGCCGUCGCCAGCUGGCAGGUCGUCUGCAAUGCCACGUUGGCAGCCCGGAAGCCUAAAUGUUGUGUGUCGUUUUCGUCCUUUUCUAACAAUUCUGUCGUUCCCUGCAACACUUGCGCCUGCGGCUGCGACCGGAAUCUCGACAACGGCGUCUGCAGCGCGGCGGCGCCGGCGCUCCUCCUGCCGGCGGAAGCUCUGCUUCUGCCGUUCGACAACCGGACCGAGCUGGCGACGGCGUUUGCACGGCAGAACCGGCGGCGCGUGCCCAGCCCGUUGCCCUGCGCCGACAAUUGCGGCGUGAGCAUCAACUGGCACCUCCUGUCGGAUUUCCGGGGCGGAUGGACGGCGAGGAUCACGCUGUUCAAUUGGGACGGAAACGACGUCGUUGACUGGUUUGCAGCCGUGGAGCUGGACAAGGCCAUGCCGGGAUUCGAGAAGGUCUACUCCAUGGACGGAGCUCGGAUGUCGGGUUCCGACAACAGGACCCUGUUUCUGAAAGGGCUGCCCAAUCACAACUAUCUCGUUGCAGAAAGAAACGGGUCGAACCCGAGAAAGGAUCCGCGGGUUCCGGGCACGCAACAGUCAGUUAUAUCGUUUACGAAGAAGCAGACGCCGGGAAUCCACGUGGCCGGCGGCGAUGGAUUUCCGACGAAGAUAUUCUUCAACGGGGAGGAGUGCUCUGUCCCGACAACGAUCCCCAGCACUGGUCGUAAAAACACUGCUGCUUAUGCUGUACUCGUCGUCUGCCUUAUUUCUUCCUUGAUUUAUUUUUAAAGCCAUGUUUCAUGUAUCAAAAUCAAUUUUUUUUUUUUUUUGUACUGACCAAAUCGGAUAAUGGAUAGUGUUAUGUUAUGAUCAAAAUAUUCCUUCGGACAGCACGGUGCAUUUUGGCAGGUUGAAUAGUUACAGUGAGGAUUUUCCGGCCAACAAAGAAAGU
Andrographis paniculata is the source of this 2251-nucleotide messenger RNA. Its product is annotated as COBRA-like protein 7. The transcript is spliced from 2 exons. Gene Ontology annotation, cellular component: membrane. Gene Ontology annotation, biological process: cellulose microfibril organization. The record is from RefSeq and is a predicted model, not a curated record. Lineage: Eukaryota; Viridiplantae; Streptophyta; Magnoliopsida; Lamiales; Acanthaceae. The coding region runs from base 151 to 2088 and encodes 645 amino acids.